GACUAGAUGUGAUGGUGGAUCAUCGGAUCUCACUUAACCAAGUUCUGUUGAAAUUGUAAAAGAAAGUUGGUCUCGAUUACUAUGGAGUGUGGCAUUCUUGUGUCAAAAAGUGAUCCUGUAAAGUUCGGCUUCGGAAAAUGCGCGCCCAGCCCUGACGUGGAGCUGCGACGGGGAGCCCGCCUGCCGAGGAGCUCCGGCGGGGAGCUCCGACGGGGAGCCCUGACCGGGAGCCCUGCCCGGGUCGCCAUGCCGUGAGAUGGACCGCCCCCAGACCCGCCAGGCCGCCCCGUACCGCCUGCAGGUGUCCCGGCCUCUGCUCCACGCCUACACCAUCUCGGACGGCGGCCAUGAGCCCGUGGUCGGGUACGCGCUCCCCGUGACGCGGACCCGAGACGGCCACCCUGGGCCCCAGCCCGGUCUAGGCCUCGGACACAACAUGGCCGCGGCCACCCGCUCCCCCGUGUCCAGCCCUUCCCCUACUACCCCCAACAACAACAACAACAAUAACAAUAAUAACAAGUUCGCCGAGCCCGAGGAGGACAUUGCGGCCAUCGCCAAGCAGAUCUCGGACCACGCCGAGGCCAUCUACCAGACGUGGAAGUCGCGCGGGCUCGGCCCGGCUGAGAUCCUGAACAUGCCGCAGAGCGCGCAGAGCUCGCAGGCCAUGGAGCAGCUCGUCAACAAGUUUGUGGUGGAGGACAAGGCGAGGCAGGCGGCUCAGCAGCGACUGUCGCCGGCCACGCCCCGAGCCGUCGAGAAGCUGGUGAACAGCUUCGUGGCGGAGGACAAACCCCGGCACGGCCUCGGCCUCCGCCAGGGGUCGCCGUCGUCGCCGUCCUCAUCGCCGAGCCUGGACCUGGUGGCCGCCGGGCUCGUCUCGGACGAGAACAACAAAGUGUCGUCGAGGCGGUCUCCGGUGCCGUCCCCCGCCAUCGAGCAGCUCGUCAACAGCUUUGUCUCGGAAGACAAGGCUCGCCUGGCUGUGCAGCAGCAGCAGCAACGCGCCAACAAGAGCUUGCCCAGCUCCAUUCAGUUCGCGCUUCAAAAGUUCGAGAACAAGACGAGCCCUUCCCCGGUGGACGGCAGGACCUCCCCCACCGUCACCAAGACCACCACCACCACCUCCCCCCUCAGCCCGGCCCAGCCCACCAGGAUCACGCCGAACAAGGGGCCCGUCACGCAGCAGCCCCCGCUGCACCACCAGGAGAUCUUCCUCGAGACCAUCGAGACCUCCUUCCCGGAGGACCUCAUCACCAAGCCCCGGUCGCCGACGUCGGACACGGUGGACGGGUCGGCGUGGCCUCUCAAGCACAAGUCCUCGCCGCGCCGCGCCUCCGAGUACCUGGACGAGGUGGCGCGCGAGGAGGAGCGUCUCAUCAACGCCCUCAAGACGGGCAUCAUCCUGGCCGAGGACCCCACCGUCAACAACAACAAGAACAGCGGCAGCAAAAAGCAGGCCGACAAGGACAAGUCCCCCGUGAAGAAGGCGGCGGGGGUGGUGAAUAACAAGCCGGUCGUGGACGUGAACGGCAAGCCGGCCGUGAACGGCCUGCGGCCGCACCACGCGCCCUCCUCCCCGGCCAACAAGGUGCCGCACCCCGCCAGCCGGCCCCGGCAGCACGCCUCCACCCCCGCCGCGCCCCACUCCCCCAACCCCGUGCGCCCCUUCCUCACGCGCGGCUCGGUCGCGGAGCGCGUCCUCAUCUUCGAGAAGUGCCCCACCGAGCUGCUGCGCGACAGCGCGCGCCGGCCCGCGCCCGCGUGGAGAGCGCCCCAGGGCGAGGUGCAGGCCCGAGCACAGGUGAGUCUCGACGAACGUAUUUUUUUCACCUCUCUAUUCAAAAAAUGA
This is a messenger RNA of Frankliniella occidentalis (western flower thrips), 1849 nucleotides long. Its product is annotated as general transcriptional corepressor trfA-like. The transcript has 2 exons. The record is from RefSeq and is a predicted model, not a curated record. Lineage: Eukaryota; Metazoa; Arthropoda; Insecta; Thysanoptera; Thripidae. The coding region runs from base 257 to 1849 and encodes 530 amino acids.